This is a messenger RNA of Vitis vinifera (wine grape), 1157 nucleotides long. RefSeq lists its product as uncharacterized. Lineage: Eukaryota; Viridiplantae; Streptophyta; Magnoliopsida; Vitales; Vitaceae. The transcript has a single exon. The record is from RefSeq and is a predicted model, not a curated record. The coding region runs from base 73 to 750 and encodes 225 amino acids.
AGAAAACCCACUAAGAUCACCGACAAGCCAGGGAGGAAGAGUGCCGGGCAGAGGAGAGAGGGGGAGACGGGCAUGAAGUUCACAGACUCGCCGACGAUCGAGCUCCAGGUGCGCAGUGCGCACCUGUCGAUCCACCAAGACAAUGGCUCCAUGCACGUGGGCACCUCCGUCUGGCCCUGCUCCCUCGUCCUAGUCAAGUUCGCAGAGCGCUGGUCCCCUCUAACGUCGUCCUCCUCAUCCUCCACCCCCAAUCCCUACGCCCACCUCCUCGACUUCUCCAACAAGCGCGCAGUGGAGCUGGGCUGCGGAUGCGGCCUCGCCUCCAUGGGCCUCUUCCUCCUUGGUCUAAACGACGUCGUUCUCACUGAUAUCGCUCCGGUCAUGCCCGCCCUUAAGCACAACCUCAAGCGCAAUAAACCCUCUCUCCACAACAAAACCCUAAAAACCGCCCAACUCUACUGGACCAACCCCGCCCAAAUUAAUGCCCUGAAGCCGCCCUUCGACGUGGUGAUCGCCACUGACGUCGUCUACAUCGAAGAAUCGGUGGCGUCGCUAGUUGCAGCCAUGGAGGCGCUCGUUUCCGACAAUGGGGUGGUGCUUCUGGGGUACCAGCUACGAUCUCCGGAGGCGGACCGGUUGUUCUGGGAGCUGUGCGCUAGGGUUUUUGCGAUAGAGAAGAUUCCCCAUGAAGACUUGCAUCCGGAGUAUGCGUAUGAGGAGGCGGAUGUGUUUGUGUUGAGGAAGAAAUAGCAUUGGUUUUAGAAUUCUGUCUGCAGGUUCAAAUUCUUUGGCUUCAUACACGCUCAUUCCAAUCCUAUAAUUGCAGGAAGAGGUGGUUGUGCUUUUACUUUUUGUAGUCAUUCUGUCUGUUUGAAUCAUUUGAAAUCAAAAAAGCAGAGGGAUUGAUUUUAUACAAUAGUUUAGUUAUUUAGGAUUCGUGUAUGAGUGAUGUUUCUUUGGUUGUUUUUUCCUUAUGAUUUUGCAAUAGUUCGGGUUCAUUAAAUUAGCAAUUUUGUGUGUAUGAAGUAUAGAAAUGUUGGUUUUAAUGGUGGAAUGAAAUUCAGAGGAACAGAGAUACAUUGUACUUGUUUCCCCCUUUGCUUCAAUGGGUUUAAGAAAUUUAUUGAACAGUCCGACUGUUGAUGAUUUUGCAACAA